Messenger RNA from Charadrius vociferus (killdeer), 892 nucleotides. It is a transcript of the gene RPP14, whose product is annotated as ribonuclease P/MRP 14kDa subunit. Lineage: Eukaryota; Metazoa; Chordata; Aves; Charadriiformes; Charadriidae. Gene Ontology annotation, biological process: tRNA 5'-leader removal. The record is from RefSeq and is a predicted model, not a curated record. Bases 1 to 303 code for a protein of 100 amino acids. Gene Ontology annotation, cellular component: ribonuclease P complex. The transcript is spliced from 4 exons.
AUGAAGAUAGUGAGAGAAGCUUGUAGUAAGAUACUCGACAUUGCCAGGUAUCUGGUUAGAGCACCAACAGUGAGCAAAGUUGGAAAGCGUGUUGGAGCAGCUUUGCCUGUUGAUGUCUUGACAUAUGAGGAAAAAACUCUGUCUGCCAUAUUAAGAGUUAUUAGCAGUGGCCUUGUCAAGCUGUGGAGUGCUCUAACGUUGCUGGGCUUCUAUCAGAACAGGAGGUGUGCCUUUCGAGUGCUGCAGACAUCUCCAUUUCUUCUUGCGUUAUCUGGGAACAGUAGAGAACUAGUCUUGGACUGAAUGCUGUCGUUGGUUUGGUUGUACAAAGCAGAAGUUGUUUGAGAUGUUGCAGCCCUUCAGGUAUGGAAUUUCUGGAGGUGAUUUCCGACAAAGAGCCUUGACAAAGCUAACAGUUAUCAACUCACUGCUUGGACGUCUCGUACUUCAGAGUUUACACAUAAAAGUUGGAGACAAAGCUGAACUUACCAAAGCUUUUACACAGAAUGAUGUUGUUACUUUUUCUGAUUUAACAGGUGACACAAAUCCUUUGCAUUUAAAUGAAGAUUUUGCAAAAAAAUCUAGGUUUGGGAGAACUAUUGUGCAUGGAGUUUUGAUCAAUGGACUUAUUUCUGCAGUUCUGGGUACUAAAAUGCCCGGUCAAGGUUGUGUGUUUCUUUCUCAGGAGAUCCGAUUUCCAGCUCCUUUGUAUACUGGAGAAGAAGUCACAGCUGCAGCGGAAGUUAAACGACUGAAGGGUUCUAUUGCACACAUUUCAGUGUUGUGUAAAGUCAAAGAAAGUGGAAAGACUGUUAUGGAAGGGAUGGUGAAAGUCAUGGUGUCAGACAGUUAGCGCUGUCGAUCCUCUGCUGCAUUGCUAUAAAGGCCAGAA